Messenger RNA from Betta splendens (Siamese fighting fish), 6018 nucleotides. RefSeq names its product PDZ domain containing 8 (gene pdzd8). The coding region runs from base 134 to 3739 and encodes 1201 amino acids. The transcript is spliced from 5 exons. Gene Ontology annotation, molecular function: protein binding; lipid binding. Gene Ontology annotation, cellular component: mitochondria-associated endoplasmic reticulum membrane contact site. Gene Ontology annotation, biological process: mitochondrial calcium ion homeostasis. The record is from RefSeq and is a predicted model, not a curated record. Lineage: Eukaryota; Metazoa; Chordata; Actinopteri; Anabantiformes; Osphronemidae.
UGAACUCCAAGAAGGAGAACUACAGGAAGCAGACGAUAUGGCAUCUUUGAGAGCGUCCAAGUGGAACUAGCUUUGUUUAUACGACUGGAGCUUUGCAUAAGGACACUUUCAGUGAAAGCCAAAGUCCAAGCAGAUGCUGGACAUGAUUUAUCUAAUUUUGAUUUCCGCGUUAUCUGGAGUAGUGUUUACGUUGAUAUUACAAUUCUCGUUGCUAUACCGGAGGAGCCCCGAGCCCACAGAGCGGACAGUGCAGUAUGUCAACGUAGUGCCUGACAACGCAUUAAAGGAUUACUUUAAUACUCAGCAUGUCGAGCCAGGCCUGCAGCAGCAGGACAGCACAGCAUCCGCUGGAUCAAAACAACAGGAGGCCGCCUCCAGGCUGCAGGAAGCGGCUGCCAGCGGCGGCAGCGAGUCAAGCGACGACACCAAGCCCGAGACGUGCAAUUUCCUGAAUGCUAUCUUUUUGUUUCUGUUCAGAGAGCUGAGAGACACCCCCGUCGUGAGGCACUGGCUCACAAAAAAGAUCAAGGUGGAGUUCGAGGAGCUGCUGCAGACCAAGACAGCGGGUCGGCUGCUCGAGGGACUGAGCCUCAGGGAUAUCUCCCUCGGAAAUUCUUUGCCGGUCUUUAAAACGGCCAAACUCAUGAAACCAGUGCAUUUAAACGAGGACGGCAUGCCAGAAGAACUCAACUUCGAGGUUGACAUCGAAUACAAUGGCGGCUUUCACCUCGCCAUCGACGUCGAGCUGGUGUUUGGGAAGUCAGCCUACCUAUUCGUGAAGAUGAGGCGCGUGGUGGGCAGGCUGAGGCUGCAGUUCACCCGCAUGCCGUUCUCCCAUUGGUCGUUCUCUUUCCUGGAGGACCCGCUGGUGGACUUCGAGGUGAAGUCACAGUUUGAAGGACGACCUCUGCCUCAACUUACGUCCAUCAUAGUCAAUCAGCUGAAACGCGUUAUCAAAAAGAAGCAUACUUUACCUAACUACAAAAUCAGAUACAAACCCUUUUUCCCAUUCCAAGUACAGCCUCAGUUGAGCUUUGUUAGUGACUUGGACCUGUCAGUCCAGGACAGCAGACUGGUGGAGGGACGGCUUAGAGUUACCCUCAAUGAAUGCAGCAGACUGUUUAUUCUGGGCUCGUAUGAUAGAGAAACUCAUGUUCAUUGCACCCUGGAGCUGAGCAGCCAACAGUGGAAGGAGAAGGCUCGCAGCUCCAUCAGAAAGACAGAGGUCAUCAAGGGGCCAUGUGGUAGCGUGGGAAUGACAUUCAGACAUGUUGCUGCUAGUGAAGGAGAUGCAGUCCAAAUCAGCAUUGAGACAGUCACACCCAAUUCCCCUGCAGCUUUGGCAGACCUGCAGAGGGGUGAUCGCCUCAUCGCUAUUGGAGGUGUUAAAGUAACAUCCUCAGUUAGUGUGCCCAAAUUGCUGAAGCAGUGUGGAGACAGGGUGGUGGUUGUUUAUGAGAGACCGGUUCGUCACCAGACUCCCUCUUUGGGAAGCCUAGGAACUCUUCAGGAAGGUUUUGGACAGCUAGAGGAAGCCGGUUUAGUGCACCAGCCAGCGGGCUAUGAGGAAGACCCAGCUCCUAUCACCACACUAUCGGACAUAUCUGACGGCAAAGACAUGGACUCUGAGUUUGAAGAGUUGAUUGUAGAUUCUAAACCUAGCCAGAUAUGUGGCACUAACAACAGUAACACAAAUGCCAUUGAUACUAAGGAAGACUUCUUACUUGGAGUAAACCAAAGCCCCAAAAGGACUGUGGUCAACUUGGCUUCUAAGCCCCUUGGUACUAUAUCACCCAUUCUAAACCGCAAGUUAAACCUGGUGGGUCUCCAGUCACCACUGAAACCUCAGCCCAAAGAAUCACCAAAGCCCUCACCACAUAAGACUAUUAUUUCUUCGGGGGAUGGACUUCAGCGCCCUGCAGUACCUUGCCCACCUGCUCCUUCUCGACCCCCAGUCCCACCAAGACCCUAUAUAAGGUUAACAUCAGCCUCCUCAGAAACGAGUCUUUUAGAAAGUGUUGAUUCUCUUGCAUGUUCUAAUGUUGCUGUUUCUUCAGUAAUGAGUACCACUAUCAGCACAAUAGAUAAAAGUUCAGAAAAACUCUCUAUUACUUGUGUCACUGAGGACAAAGCUGGUCCUGAGAGAAUAUGUGUCAAGCAGGCUGAGAUAAAGCAGUCCUCCAGGCCGACAGAGUCUAUUGAUGAGGUAUGUGGUGUUCCUACCACUGUUUCUUUGAGCAACAAGGCUGAUCAAGCAAAGGACAAAGCUUCUGAGAGCUCCUGCAGCACACGGGACAGUCUGGAGGACCAUUGCCUUUGGGAAUCUACAGAAACAUUGUUUCGUAACCAGGCAGCACAAUGGAACAAGGCUUCCGUGGUGUUUGAGGUGGAGAGCAACCAUAAGUUUCUUAAUGUGGCUUUGUGGUGCAAAGAUCCCUUUAAGUUGGGUAGUUUGUUAUGUCUUGGUCAUGUGAGCAUCCAGCUGGAGCAUAUUUCACUAGAAUGUAUGGCCACAUCAUCGUCAGAGUACCAGAGUACUUUUAGGUUGUGUCCUCCAGAGCCCAGAGCUAAUGUAAGUCGCACUGCGUUACGGAGCCUCAGCGCCCACAAGGGGUUCAAUGAGAAGCUGUGUUAUGGAGAUGUUACUCUAAACUUCUGCUAUUUAGCUGAUGGUGAGUUUGAGUUUCCAGGGGGGCUGGGAGAAAAGGAGAGAGAGGCGAGUCUCCAUGAUGAGGACACAAAAGAGAGGGAGCCUAUCGCUACAAUGCAGCGUGAUGACUUAGCCUUUGGCACAAUACCGUGCCAGGAAGUUCGGCACAAUUUUCAAGAUACACAGUUUCAAAACCCCACCUGGUGUGAAUAUUGCAAAAAAAAGGUUUGGACUAAGGCAGCCUCUCAGUGUAUGAUCUGUGCAUAUGUUUGCCACAAGAAAUGCCAGGACAAGUGCCUUGCUGAAAAUCCUUUUUGUGUGGCAUCAACUGAACGUCGUGGGGCUGACCCUGAAGCCAAGUCCACCAUAAACCGAGCCACAACUGGCCUAACUCGGCAUAUCAUCAAUACCAGCUCACGCCUGCUUAACCUCCGCCAGGUGCCUAAAACACGACUGGUUGAGCAAGUAGCUGAUGUGGUGCCUGGACCAGUUGAGCCCUCUCCCAAGCAUACCCCCAACACUUCAGACAAUGAGAGUAGUGAUACAGAAACCUACACCAGUGGUGCCAGCCCCUCCAAACAAGCUAGCAGUAGUGGAAGAAGUAAACUUGUACGCAAGGAAGGUGGUUUGGAUGACAGUGUGUUUAUUGCUGUGAAGGAGAUAGGUCGUGACCUGUACCGUGGACUGCCCACAGAUGAGCGUUCCCAGAAGCUGGAAUUAAUGCUGGACAAGCUGCAGCAGGAAAUAGACCAGGAGUUAGAACACAAUAAUUCCCUUAUGCUCGAGGAAAGGGAGACCAUAGAUGCCCGGCACAAAGCUCUUAUUAGCGCUGGUCUGGCCAAAUCUGGGGAGAGGCUCCAGGCCCUCACCCUAUUAAUGAUCCACUACCGAGCAGGUAUUGAGGACCUGGAAUCAGUGGAGAGCACUUCUCCAUCAGAGCAGCAAGGCUUUAAAGGUAAAGGAGAUGGUCUGGAAGACGAUUCCCUGAUGGGAACAGAGGUUUAUGACAGUGACAUAUGUAGCCCUGUGGAGGUGCAACUGCUAGAUGACAUUACUGAAGAGCAAAUUUCUGUGGAGGCACUCCACUGAUAAGACUAGACACGAAAGACAAAAAUUUAAAGCUAUUAGCACAAUCUUGUCUAGUUUAUUGAUUAAUUAAUUAAUUUUACAAGAUUUGAGUGAUUGAAAUGAUUUCUUUCCUUAGGACUCAUUAUAAUCAUAUCAUUUAUGUUUUGAUUUGCAAAAUGUGAUGUUGUGUCCAUGCUCUAGUCAGGGUUGCCUGAAAGCUACACUAGUAUCUGCCAUUGAUUGUGCUGUACGUUUAUUUUCCAGUUUUUCUAUUCUGUGUUGUGUCAUUAUUAAUUUGUGUUUUCAUCUCACAUGUAUCUUCUUUGACAUUUGGACUUGUGAAUAAUCUGCAUCUGUGGUCCAGUCUGAAUCAUUAUUUAAUUUCUUGAAAUUCUGUAUUUUUGCUGAGUAUUUGACUGUAGCAUAAAUAACAAGUUUCUAUUAUUACUUAAAAAGCUGAUCACUAUAAAGAGGCAAAAAAUGUGUAACUUGAUAAGACCUUUUUGUGGAUUAAGGCAUUUAUUUGGGAAAUUGUGUAAGAUUUGCCUUUUUGUCUAGAAUAUUUUUUUCAUUUUGGUCUCUCGUGUAACCAGUCAUAGUGUUUUUGGAAACUAAAAUUGGAGCAUGGCAAGACAUUCAAAUAUUUAAAAAUCCUUGGAAAAGGUUAAGGACAUAUUUCCUUUACCUUUUGUUUACAGUAUGCAGUAACUUGAAUGUAGACCUAUUCCUAAGAGUAAACCUGUUUUAUUUAAUUACGUAGAAAUAUUGUUUGUGUUAAAUUUUUCUUUUUCUUUUUUUUAAGGAUUUUGUCAAAUUGUUUUAAAAUUAUUCUUCCUACUUCUAAAAUGUAAUUAAGGCACAUGACUUAACGGUUAAAUUUAAAGAAAGCACACAAUGUACUUUUUAAGGGUUUUUGAUUGUAUGUUGCCCAAAAUCACUUCUCGCUUUAACAUUCUCCUUGACUUAACUGAUAUAAAAUGUUUCUGUAAACAUGUAAUUGUUAGAAUCUUUGCUGCUAAACUUUUAUCAUGACUCGUUUUCUUGCCCAAAUGAAUGCAUAUUCUGUUUUCUGCUGCAUUUUCAUCUGUGUUUGAAAAUAUCAAGCAGUGUUGUGAGCUAUAAUGGAGAUACAUCAGAACAGAUUCGGAUGACUUUGAUAGCAGAUACAGUCAUAGUGAUAUUUCCUUCAAAGUCAAUGCAUGAACCUGAACCAGGAAGUCCACUUAGUCUGAGAAAACUGGUUUAAGGGCGUAUCAGGAGUUGAUGCGUUAUAUCACUCAUAACAUAAGUGCAUAACUAAAAUAAUACAAGGAAACAAGUUUAAAUAAUAAUUAAUUAUGGAAUACAUCAUGUUUUCUAUCUACCUGGUGAUAACUAGAUAAACCUUACAGAGAAAACACUUGACUUGGGAAUUUAUAUAUGACUUAUUAGUGGCAGUGUUAGCCUGUUCUCAGGUGGUUUAAACAAACGGUACUAAUUGGACUUGGUGGAAUAUUUAUUUUUUUGUAUAUCCUAAGUACAGUCUUGCUUGUGAUAUGGCAUCUAAAGGACUUUUUAAAAUGCACACUAGUGGACUUUCCAGAACUUUAGUAGUAUUUAGAAGUAAAUUGCCCUUACAGCACAGUCUACUGUGUAUAGGAAAAAAAAUGUAUGCACAAGAUUUCCUUUAAGGAGCACUAGAUGUGAGGGAGUGGCAAAAUUGCUUUUUGUUGGUGAUUGAAUUAGGUGAGUAUAAUAGUAAUAGAUUAGCAGUUGAAAUUUAGCCAAAUGAGGGCCAAAUGUAUUUAUAAGAAUAAAAUUGCAAUUAAAAAAAACUACAAUUUGAAAUAAGUCAAAAGUCAAAAAUUUAAAGGUUUUUCUAAUCAAAUAUGAGUGAUUAUUAGAUAAGCGCUUAACUUUCUAUUUCUAAUGGAAUCGAAAUUUACAUACAACUGAUAACUGCCCAUCUGGCCUAUUUAUUCCAACCUUGGAAUGUCCAAUGACAUUAGAGGAAAAAGUUAGAGAAAAUUUGCUAAUAAAUAUGUAGCCCAUGCGGGGACUGGCAUUGUCGGUGUUUCUAAGUAACUCUAUUUUGGUGCAGUGCUUUUAGAAGUUUGUCACAUUGUUUGAACUAAGUAGUCUGAGUGUGCGUUUGUCUGGAAAGCACUGGUUUUACUUUUGCUGCUGUUGUUAAAAUGUAUUCUCCCCCAAAGUGUAAGUGCAAUUGUGUAUGUGAUGGGUAUUAAUCAUACUUUUUCUGAUGGCUCAUCUGAUGCAGCAUUUAUGUACAUAACCUAAAUAAAGAAGUAGUUUAAAAUGAA